GGUCACUACGUCACAAACCUGAGUUCUUGACGUCUUGUGGUCAGUUGUGAGGUGUGAGCGCUCGGAAGAUCUCAGUUUGGAUCUUUCUCACGGCUAAUAUGUUUGAAUAUCAAACUCCACAGCGAUUAGACCUUGUUCACCGCAGUCAAGGCGUGCUUUUACGAUGACUAUGUUAGUUUAGUUGUUUGUAUGAUUGAAAAUUCCUACUACAGAAUGCUGAUCAUCAUUAUUCUAACUAUAUUGGGACUUACGUCAGUAACAAAUGGAAUGAGUAGGCCUACUGUGAUUGCAUCAAGAAACAUCACGAAACGACAAGCUUGUAAUAGUAAUUCGUUCAGGUGUAAUAAUGGAGACUGUAUCGAUGGAGUGUCAAGUUGUGAUGGGUUCCCUAAUUGCAGAGACAAAUCCGAUGAAACCCGGACCCUUUGCAGUAGGAUGACCUGUCCCCAGAAUACUUUUCGAUGUGCGUAUGGAGCUUGCAUUGAUUCUGAUAAGAAGUGUGAUGGAGAGAAUGAUUGCGCUGAUGGCUCAGAUGAACAACUACAAGAAUGCCGGAGUUCUGCCAGUUCACAGGUUUCUAAUACGGUUACUACUUCAUCUUCAUCUGCUUGUAGAAGAUUUGAGUUCCAAUGCAGUAAUGGAGACUGUAUCGACAGUUCCCUCGUAUGUGAUGGACCAAGGCAUUGUCCAGAUGGAUCGGAUGAAACAAUUACUCAGUGCUACAAUAUUGGACUCAUGUGUCCGAGAGGCUCGUUCAGGUGUGAUUAUGGCGCAUGCGUAGAAGGUGACAUGAGAUGCGACGGCAGAAUGGAUUGUGCCGACAAUUCGGAUGAGAAAGGGUGCGGCGACUUAACGCCUUCUCCUCCUCCUCCUCCUCCUCCUCCUCCACCUCGUCCUACACCAUCGCCGCGGCCAACCACCCCAACCCCCAUCUGGACAACCAGGUGGACCACUACUCGCAGAACAACCCCAGUAGCACCUCCUCAACGAGUUCCAUCGAAUAGCUGUCUAUUCCCAAAAGAUCAGCCAGGAACUAGCUUCGUAAUAAAGUCGUGUAAUUGCAGAUCUCCAUUUGUUCCUCACAACGAUAUUCUUGAAAUGAUAUGUUCUGAAGGAUAUGUACCAUUUUUAGAAAAUGGUUACAACUUUGCGCGAUGCCAAAAUGGUCAGUUUACACCCAGAAAUCAACGUUGUGUUCGUGUAUGCUCGAUAUUGACUGAUACACAUUCUGUGAAAUUUACAUGCAGCAAAGAUGGCCUGGAAGCCAGUUGUGAUGGCACACAAAGGCCUGGUUCAAAAGUGAAGAUGAAAUGUCAGAAUGGCUACAGCUCUGACCCGCGCGAAAUGAUAGGAAGAUGUGCUGAAGAUGGCACUUGGGACAAAGUUGAUGAAUUCGAUUGUACGCAUGAAUGCGGCAAGCUCUUCAAACCUCAGAGACCAUUGAUCUCACAUGGCGCCUCCGUUUCAAGUAUUUCUGAAUAUCCUUGGCAUGCUGGAUUAUAUUCUUUUAGAAAUAAUUCUUGGACUCAGGAUUGUGGAGGAACAAUUAUAUCAGCUUUUUUCAUUCUUACAGCUGCUCAUUGUGUUAUUGUUGGUGGACAGCGCCAGGAGCCAUCCAGUUUAAAAAUUGCUGUUGGUAAAUAUUUCCGAACUUUUGAUAUCCAAUUCUCUGAGAAGAGUACAGCAAUUAUACUGAAUGUCGAGAAAAUUUAUGUCCCAGAUUCUUUCAACGGCGACCCUUCUCUCUAUGAGAAUGAUAUUGCUGUAAUUCAAGUGGUUCAACCUAUAAGAUUUUCUGAGGCUGUCAAACCUGCCUGCAUCAACCCGACCUCUAUGCCCAAUCUCUAUGGAAAAUUUGGCCAUAUUGUUGGUUGGGGAAGAGAUGAAACUGGAUUGAGCACGGAGACGCUGAAAUCUGCAAUGUUACCGUACAUGUCGUUCUCGGAAUGUGCGAACUACCCCGGUGUAAACGGCCGGCUCGCUCGUGACAAGUUCUGCGCCUUUUUGACAAAUAGCACUACUCGCGUAUUGGAAGGUGACAGUGGAGGAGGAUUAACGUUUGAAAUCGACGGCUAUUCUUCAUUGCAGAAAACAUUUAUACAAUAUCAUUUCAUCUAUGGAAUAGUCAGCGUUAACAUUCCAAACACAAUCGUAUCUGCUUUCACUGACAUCACCUAUCCGGCCAACAGCGAAUUCAUUAAUAGAAUUAGAAUAGAUUUCGAUAAAAGUUUGAGGCUGAGUAACAGAAAUAAAGGAUGAUCGUUCACAUUGAUUCAUAGA
Molecule: messenger RNA, 2280 nt
Organism: Nilaparvata lugens (brown planthopper)
Lineage: Eukaryota; Metazoa; Arthropoda; Insecta; Hemiptera; Delphacidae
Product: modular serine protease
Exons: 13
Coding region: 190-2259 (689 amino acids)
Biological process (GO): acrosome reaction; proteolysis
Cellular component (GO): plasma membrane
Molecular function (GO): serine-type endopeptidase activity; protein binding
Source: RefSeq, a predicted model, not a curated record